Pogona vitticeps (central bearded dragon) is the source of this 4125-nucleotide messenger RNA. The record is from RefSeq and is a predicted model, not a curated record. NCBI's taxonomy places the organism in Eukaryota, Metazoa, Chordata, Lepidosauria, Squamata, Agamidae.
GCCUGCUUACAGCAUCUGGGCAGCAUUUCCACCACCUCCACCACCACCCGUCCCCUGCUUUUUCUUUCUUUUAAUCAAGCUGAACAUGGUGAACCAUUAACUCUGUGCAUUGUCAAGUCUCCUCUGGCCUGGAGCGCACCUCUGUCCAACUGAAAAGCUUGCACAUCCUUCUGAACCAGCGCUUGGUCAAGUGAAAGAGUGGCUGUUGAUUUGGAGGACAAAGACGACGACUGCCAUUGCAGUGCUAAUGCCUUGUGUAGGAGCAUGAACACCACUAUCCAAGAUGAAGCACCACUGUUUGUGGAGCCAGUGGAAAACAGAUUCGCUUUCCCCAAACCCAAAGAUCACUUCCAUGGGGCCUACAUUAUCUUCUUCCUUCUGGGGACAAGCUCUCUUUUGCCAUUGAACUUCAUUAUGACAGCAAAGCAUUAUUGGAUGUACAAACUUCAGAACUGCUCGGAAAAAAUCUCUCCAGCAGCGCAAGGAGAAUUAGAUGUUCGGGACUUCUUUGAAAGCUACAUUUCCGUGGCUUCCACUGUGCCUUCUGUGCUUUGCUUGAUUGGGAACUUCCUGCUGGUCAACAAGAUCUCUGUCAAGAUCCGCACUCUCUCCUCUCUGGUCAUUAUGCUGGCUGUUUUCAUGGUGAUCACAGCGCUGGUGAAAGUGGACACCUCUGCUUGGACUCAGUGGUUUUUUAUCAUUACCAUCAUCUGUGUGGUUGUCAUCAGUGGAGCCGCCACAAUCUUCAGCAGCAGCGUCUUUGGCUUGUCAGGAUGCUUCCCCGUACGGAAUUCCCAGGCGCUGAUUUCAGGUCAGGCCAUGGGAGGAACAGUAAGUGCGGUGGCCUCAGUGGUGGACCUGGCAGCUGCAUCAGAAGUGACAGACAGUGCACUGGCCUACUUCCUCACAGCGGACGUCUUCAUUCUUCUGUGCAUUGGGAUGUACUUGAUCCUUCCAAAGCUGGAGUACUCCAGGUACUAUAUUAGAAGACAACAGGACAUCAUUACACAAGUGCCGUGCACGAUGGCCAGUGAUCACUUAGAGAAUGAGGCUACAGCAACAACCAUCACCACCAGCCUAUUUCCACCAAGCAGGACCCAUACAGGACAGAUCCCUCCCUUAUGGUCCCUCUUAAAGGCUACCAGUAUGUUGGGCUUCUGUGUCUUCUACGUCUACUUCAUUUCUAUCAUCAUUUUCCCUGCAGUCUCCUCCAGCAUAGAGUCUGUCAACAAGGCCUCAGGGAGCUUGUGGACAGAUAAAUACUUCACCCCCCUGACUUGUUUCCUUCUGUAUAAUUUUGCUGAUUGGUGUGGACGCCAGAUCACUGUCUGGAUCCAGUUUCCUGGACCAAAGAGCAAGUUACUGCCUGCUAUGGUUCUGUUGAGAACUUUCUUUGUUCCGGUCUUCAUGCUUUGCAACUAUCAACCUCGAAUGCAUAUCACAAGGGUGGUCUUUGCUCAGGAUAUCUACCCAGUGAUCUUCACUGUUCUCCUGGGAUUCAGCAAUGGCUAUCUGAGUACGUUAUCCAUUAUAUAUGGCCCUAAGGUUGCACCUAAAGAACUGUCAGAAUCCGCAGGAGUAUUAAUGAUGAUGUUCAUGCAGCUGGGCUUGGCUUUUGGAUCGGCUUUUUCCGUUCUUGUAGUCCAUCUCAUAUAGAAGAAAGAGACAGAACUGCUCCAGCCUGCUAUUCCCUGAAUUGCAUUGGUAUCAGGAUAUAUUUUUUAAAUGGCUCAGCCAUUUUGUGCCACAUGCAACCAUUUUCUUGUUUAGGAGCUUGUACAAACACUUUUGCCUGUGAUGGUGAAGAAGAAGCUUGGAAAUGAAUCAGAAUAUUAGGGCCAAAUUCACAAUUGUGGGCAGGAGGAUUUUAAUAGUGUAUGCACUUAUCAUAUAUCAGUACACAUGUAUACAUCUUUGGUCACAGGGUUUACAACAAAGGGAAUCACUUACAUUUUACUAAGGACACUGAGAGAUUAAAUCCUGGAUUUUGAUUUUUUUAAAAAAAAUUAAAAUCAGUCCUAUAAUUGUUAAAAAGAAAAGCACUUGUUCUAAAAGAACUGUCCAGAAGAACAAGUAAGCUAACGGUUAUAGCUCUUGAUAGGCACUUCAGUGUGACCCCUGCUGCUACUUUUCAUACUAGCUGGGUGAUACACUCCUCAGGUGGUUACCACUCAGGCACCUUUCUAUACAUUUUAACAUAUAAAGUCUUAUCCAUUACUCCAGCAUGGUGUGGAUAGAGUGAGAGACUAGAACUCUGAAGAACAGGGUUCAAAUCCCCAGUUGCCCAUGGAAACUCACUUUGCUAACCCCAAGAUGGUAUUUUACAUUAUCUGGGUGUUCUGUGAAAGGAAUUUCUUCAUAUCAGUAAAACUUUUAUGUUUCUAUUGGUAAAGUGUACCUUCACAUGACAUGGUGCAUGUUCGUUCAUUAGUAGUCUCUGUUCUUUAUUCUUAGUUAUAAAACAAAUCAUGAUGAGAGAUUGGUUUAAACAAUCAAAUAAGGUUUUUAUCUUUGGGCCAUAGAUACUAGGAAUGAAGAGAAAGAUUCAUGGAUAUCAGUGAUAAAAUUAAAACAACAGUAAAGAUUUAAAUUUAAUGUUGAAAAUAAUCACCCCUACCCUCUAAUCACUACAGACAGAUUUCACUUCUUGAACUGAAACUUAGAUUACCACUAACUCUCAGACAGACUACUAACUCCCUUCAGCUGCUCUAGUCCGCUAUCACUUCUUCAGUCUCCCAAGAAACACUCCCCCAACAUUUCAUGGAGGGAUUCUUGAAGACGGUAGAUAAAGAUGGGUACAGUACCCUGAUGUAGGAAGAGGUUCGAGCCAUGAUCGUUUCCAUUCCUUGUGACAAGGUAGUGAAAGCCAUGGCAGGAAGUAAGCCCAGCUCAGCUCCUUAGCCCAACGAUGGAAAGAGACUAGGUCAAGCAGACUUCAGUCAAGAUUCAGUGGGGGUGGUGGGAAUUGGAGGAGGUGAGAAGAGGAGGUGGAGACCUGCCCUCUUUUACUAGGAGGUAUGCCACUGGCCUGGAGAGGGGGAAAGUCUUCAUUCCCCAUAAGAAGGUAAACGCUUUGCUGGUCACCCUGUCCAUAAGUGGAGGGAGGUAUACUGACACAGGACGGUUUGUGGCUGGCACACAAUACAUAUUGAAAACCCUUGCCCUCUGGUACAUAGCCAGGCUCCAAGCAGUGGGGGAGAAAACCGUUCAAAGAAAACAGAAACUCUUAAGUAAUUUGCCAGAAUAUCAAUACCCCAAGAGGGAGGACUUGACCAUGUUUAUGGGUUAAUGGAUCCUCCUCUCCUUGUGGGAGGUGGAGGGUGUGUCAUCAGGUCCAUAAUGUGGGGUCAGCAGAUUCCUGGAGAAAGGAGGAGGAACAAUGGUGCAGAAGGGAUACAAUGCAAAAAUGUCAGGGAGGGAAGCAGACCAAGAACCUUUGAGAUAAACCUUUUCCCACUUUGCGAAGGAAUGUCGCUUAGCUAGAGAGCUAUAGGAAACUUUGGCAGGUAAGGUGGACUGUCCCUACUUAAAGGAGCAAAGAUCAGAAAUGUUUCUGUUUGGGAAGGAACCAGAGGCUGGAUGGGAGGUUAUGAAGAAUGGGAAGAAGGCAAAGGAGUCCAGAGAGCUGGAAGGUCCCCUAGCCCUUAGUGAGGAUCAUCAAUUUGAUGCUCUUAAGCACUUUAACAUUCCAAAGGAUGGAACAGGUCAAGACAGGGAAGCCAGCAGAUCCAAGGAGAGGGUCAGGAAGAGUGGUGGUAUCAGAGCAUGCACUAAAUGGGUAGUAAUGUGAGAGAAGACACCAGAGAGGCACAAAUGAUGGCAGUUGUUGACGGAAAGAAACUGGGAAUAACUUAAGAGAAACAAUGGUGGUUGUUAGCUACAAACAUCAUGCAGUACUAGAAUGUCGCAAAUGGCACUUGCAAAUAUAUAAAUAUUGUCACCUUUGUACAGGGUAUAUUGUACUUGGGAGAAGGUUGUGCUGUAAUUUUUUUAUGUAGAGAAAUGUAAUUGCAUUAAUUAUUUUCUUCAAAUGUUUUUUAACUUCUAUAUAUUCCAUUUUCUAUGUACUCCAUCUAGCUUGGUGAUAUUUAAUGUUUUAUAGUAUUUUUUUAUCAAUAAAAAUCU